CUUAUCUUCAUCUCUCUAAAAUAUGGAUGUGGGCAGGAUGUAAGGUUUUACAAUGAGUUAUGGAUGUAUAAAAGGCUUGCAAGACGAGGAGUUCUAAAUAAAGAAGUUAAGGAAGGAGUUACUGAAUUUAUCCAAACUGCGGUAAACUUAUAUCAAAGUGGUGUUAUUGCAUGUCCUUGUAGAAAGUGUAAGAACAAAAAGUGGAUGACAUGGGAUAUUGUUAGGGAGCAUUUAUUUGAAAAAGGUUUUGUGGAAGAUUAUUAUGUAUGGGAGGCACAUGGGGAGCCACAUAAUUCAAAUGGAUUAGUUUAUUUGGAUGAAAGUAGCUCAGCUCAUGGCAAUACAUCUGAAAGGCAAUAUGAUCCGUGCAAAUCAAUGUUUGAAGAUGCAAUAAGGAAUGAACUCCCAACGGGAUUUGAUCAUGGUGAGGGUGCAGAUGAACCUUGUCCUAUCACAACACAAAUGUACGAAAUGUUGGAUACAAUGAGUCAACCGUGUUUCGAUGGCUGUCCGGUGACGCAGUUGAGUGCAAUGACAGAAAUGCUGAAUUUAAAGACUGAGAUGCAUUUAUCAGAGGCUGUAACGGAUAGAAUUUCUCAAUUCGUAAAUAGGUUUUUCCCAUCAAGCAUCCCAAACAAACCAAUUCCAAAUUUCAACAAAAUCAAAAGAAAACUAUAUGUGUUAGGAAUGAGCCAUCAAUCCAUCGACGGUUGCCCGAACGGGUGCAUGAUAUAUUGGAGAGCAGAUAGUGAGUUACUGGGGUGUAAAUUUUGCUCAACUGCAAGGUAUGACAUUAGCAACCAGUCAAAUAAAUGUAUUCCACUUGCAAAAAUGGAGGACUUUCCUCUUACUCCUAGGCUACAACGACUCUAUGCUUUAGCUACUACAGCCGAUGAUAUGAGGUGGCAUAAAUUUCACCACAGUGAGGAAGGAGUAAUGUCCCACCCGUCGGAUGCAAAAGCGUGGAUUCAUGUUGAUAAUGUUAAUCCAGAGUUUGCUGUAGAUCCGAGAAAUGUGAGACUUGGUCUAUGCACAGAUGGGUUGCAACCUUUUGGUCAAUUUGGACAACAAUAUUCAUGUUGGCCUGUGAUUGUGACACUGUAUAAUUUGCCUCCAGUUCCAGGACCAAGGAAUCCAGCGAAAGGGAUCGAUGUGUACCUGCAACCACUGGUAGAGGAGCUUAAGGAAUUGUGGGAGGAUGGACCACAAAGGGAAAAUUUGCAUUUCCAUAUUGUACUGAGUUUACCGGAGCAUUCUGGCUACCCCACAGUAAGAACCAUAGUUGGUUUGAUAACCAUAUGAAGUUUCUACCAGGUGACCAUCCAUUUCGGUUUGAUGAAAAUAACUUUACUAAAGGUAAAUCAAUCUUGUAUGGUCCUCCGAUUCACAUGAAUGGGUUGUACUGCUAUGACGAGGUAAAUGAUUUUAGGGAAAAGUACAUAAAACGUACCUGUGGUUUGGGCCAUUUUCAGAUAGGGGCAUGUGUUUCAUUUUCUAACAAAGUGGGGCAUGUGUUUCAAUUCCGUUAUCAUAGCAGGGGCAUGGCCUCUAACGCCGUUAGAAAAAUUAACCCCGAUUUUAAAAAGUCUCCGAAAAAUUAAAAGAAAAAUACCGGGAGGUGCGCCUCGUCAAGAAGAUCAACAAACUAUCUUUAUUUUUUUGUUUCCAGCCACCAUAUCUCCAGAAAGUCCACCAAAAAAUUGAUAUUAGCGAAUUUGUUUUUAAAAAAUAAUCCAAAUAGAGCCGAAAAAUCCAAAGAGAAAGAUAGUUUGUUGAUCUCCUUUACGAGGCGCACCUCCCAGUAUUUUUCUUUUAAUUUUUCGGAGACUUUUUAAAAUCGGAGUUAAUUUUUCUAACGGCGUUAGACGCCGUGCCCCUGCUAUGAUAACGGAAUUGAAACACAUGCCCCACUUUGUCAAAAAAUGAAACACAUGCCCCUAUCUGAAAAUGGCCCAAACCACAGGUACGUUUUCUGUACUUUUCCCAUGAUUUUAUGUCAGUUACUGAAUUAGGUGGUGUAGAGCAUAAUGCAGUUGCUGGAAAAGAUAUUAGAUGGAAGAAGCGUAGCAUCUUUUGGGAUCUCCCAUACUGGAAGGAUUUGCUCAUACGACACAACCUUGAUGUCAUGCACAUAGAGAAGAAUUUCUUUGAAAUAUCUUUUAUACAAUUUUGGGAGUACCAGGAAAAUCGAAGGAUCAUACGCAAGGGACAAUAGAUAUGGAACAAAUUUGUCAUAGGCCGAGCAUGGAGAGAGACUCUCGGGGGAAAUACCCUAAAGCUCUUUUCCCCCUUUCAAAUGAACAAAAAGGUGUCUUGAUCAACUGGAUUGAUUCAUUAAAGUUCCCAGAUGGUUUUGCUUCUCGAUUAGGGCGUUGUGUGCAAAUGGACAAACUUAAGGUAUUUGGUAUGAAGAGCCAUGAUUGUCAUGUCUUCAUGCAACGCCUACUUCCAGUUGCUUUCAGAGAGAUGCUACCUGAUUGGAUUUGGGAGGCCAUUACGGAGAUUAGCUUAUUCUUUCGUGAGCUAACAAGAAAGACUAUAUUGGUCCGUGGCAUUGAGAAGUUAAAGGAAGAUAUCCCCGUGAUCAUGUGCAAGUUGGAGAAGAUUUUUCCACCCUCAUUCUUUGAUCCUAUAGAACAUCUUGUUGUGCACUUACCAGAUGAGCUUUCUCGGGGGGCCUCCACAAUAUCGAUGGAUGUAUCGUUUUGAAAUGUAGAUGUUAAAACAUAUUAUAUAGUCAUAUGUUUUUUUACUUGAUAUCUUAUUUCUUACCAUUUUUGUAGUUUCUCGGGAUCAGUGCUAAAGACAAAAGUUGGAAAUAAAGCUAGGGUUGAAGCAUCUAUUAGGGAAGGUUAUUUGCAAAGUGAAAUGGGAACAUUUGCAAGCUAUUACUUUCCGGAGGAUGUAACCACAAAAGCACAUCGUAUCCCCAGGUUUGAUGAUGGUUGCAUGAUUAACACUGAUUUUAGUGUUUCAGUUUUUGCACAGAAGGCAAAAACAAUUGGUGCAAGCACGAGGCGGUAUAUGGAUCAAAAUGAAUCCAAUGCUGUCCACUCAUAUGUAUUCUAAAACUAUCCGGAGAUUGAAUCAUUCAGAGAAAUGUUCUUCAACACAACAAGGUCAAUAAGUUCCUAUGAUGCCUUGUUGCAAACAAAAUUCCCUCUUUGGUUUUAUCACCAUGUGAGAUUUUAUAGUUAAUUAUUUCUUAAAAAGGAUAUGCUUGUGCUGUUUAUGUUUAGGUGCAAAAUGACAUGACCAAUCAUCCCCGGUGGGUUCGUGCUUUAUCUGGGUUUCCUUCUACCUAUGUGACAACCUACCAUGCACUUAAUAUAAAUGGUUAUAAAUUCAACACUAUUACAAGAUCUCAUGUUAGAACAACCUCCAACUGCGGGGUUAUGGUCAAGUGCACAAGUUAUGAUGGAUCAACACUCGAAUACUAUGGCUCAAUACAAGAAAUAAUUCAGCUGGAAUAUCAGGAUUACAAAAUAAUUGUCUUCAAAUGUGAAUGGUUCGAACCUUCAGAUAGAGGUGUACGGGUCCAUCCAUGAUACAAGAUCGUGGAUGUGAACAGUCAAUUUCGACUUCAUACGUUAUUCAAUGCAUGUCGCGACUUUUGUGGAGAAAGAAGAGGGAGGGGAUCAGUUGAUGUGUAUUGUUUUGACUUUUUGCUGUGUGACUUGUUUUGACAAAGAAGAGAAUCGACAGGUGGCAUUAUUAAUACCUUGUAAAAGAAUGGACUUUUUGCUGCGAAAAUAUGAGAGCUGAUGUGUAUUGUUUUGACUGUUCUAAC
Cuscuta epithymum is the source of this 3790-nucleotide messenger RNA. NCBI's taxonomy places the organism in Eukaryota, Viridiplantae, Streptophyta, Magnoliopsida, Solanales, Convolvulaceae. The record is from the annotation of a GenBank genome assembly.